Metopolophium dirhodum (rose-grain aphid) is the source of this 1275-nucleotide messenger RNA. RefSeq lists its product as uncharacterized. The transcript has 4 exons. The coding region runs from base 175 to 990 and encodes 271 amino acids. The record is from RefSeq and is a predicted model, not a curated record. NCBI's taxonomy places the organism in Eukaryota, Metazoa, Arthropoda, Insecta, Hemiptera, Aphididae.
CACAAUAUUAAUAUUUAUACAAAUUAAUUACAAUAAAAAUUAUAAAUUACCAGUUGAUCACCUAAGUUUAAACUAGUUUUUUUCAUUAUUAUGAACAAGUGUCAAGUACAAACGAUUGAAAUUGUACCACCUAGCACCUAGCACAUUUUGUCUUUUAAGUAAAUAAAAUAAAAUAUGGCACCAAAAAUAGGAUUGCCUUGGUCCAACCAAUCAAUAUCUACACUAAUUGAAAUGUAUAGCCAAAAUAAUUGUUUAUAUGAUACAAAACUUCCAGUAUACCACAAUAAGCAUAUUCGGCAAAAAGCCUUGGAGGAUAUUGCGUUAACACUACAACCAUACAGGCCUAACACAACAUGGCAAGAAGUGAAGGUAAAAAUUGCAGCGUUAAGAACUCAAUUUGGAGUAGAACACAAUAAAGUAAAGACCUCAACGAAGAGCGGUACUGGUACUGAUGAUAUUUAUGUCCCAUCACUGUGGUAUUACAAUAGCAUGUUAUUUUUACAAAAACAUAUAACACCCAGAAAAAGUAUUGAAACUCCUGUUUCACAGAUGUAUCAGUUUCCUAAAGACGUUCAGUACAGUUUAUUUGAAAUCGAUAAUGUGGUUGAGGAAGAAGAUAUAGUGACAGUUGAAGUAGAAGAGCAUAUGAGUAACUCAGAAGACAGUUUUGCUAAACAUAAUAUCGAUGAAGAAAAUAUGACACAUAGGAGAACCUCAUCAGCACCAUCAUGGUUAAGUGAUGAUGUAUCAGCCACAAAAAAAAAAAAGAUGACCAUUGACAGUACACUUAAAAAGUCAGAAGAAGCAUUGAGUAACAUUGCAAAGGCUUUAGCAGUACCAUCAGUGCCACCAUUAGAUAAUGCAUCACAUAGUUUGUCUCAAUUUAUAAGUGCUACGCUGCAAUCUUUCAAAAAUCCUUCCCUUAAAAUUGCAACGACACAAAAAAUAUUAAAUAUUUUAAUGGAUGCUCAACUUAGUGAUAUUCCUUAAAUUAUGUUUUAAAACAAAUAAGUAUUACCAAUAUAUAUUUCUAGUCAAGGAUGACUGAGUUAUAAGUAAAAAAUUUGUUUUGUUUUUUUUUAUAAAAUUGUUAAUGUUUAUUUAAAAUUUAGUUUUUAAAUCAUAUUAUAAGACCUAAUUAUUUUAAUUUGUAAUUGUUAAAUAAUAUUUUUAAAUUUGUUUGUUUUGGUAUUGUGAAAUUUUCAUAAUACAAUAUUAACUACAUGCAUUUCUAGUCAAGGAAGACUGAAUAAGGUAAAAAUUUAUGUUUUGUUU